CUCUUGCAAAUUUAGUUUUUUUUUCGUGAAAAAUGUUUUAAAAAUCAAUUAAUACACAAUUUAAUAUAAAUUAAUAUAUAUUGUAAAAUCAAUAACUACAAAUUAUAAUAAAAAUGAAAGAAAAUAAAAUAUUAAAACUCAUACAUGUAGCCUGGCGUGAACGUUGGUCCGACUCACAGUGGGGUAUUAAUAUUAAAAAUGUACUACCAAGAGGUGUCAGUGGUGAUGUUUAUAAUCUAUCCGAUUGUAUAUUACAACAGGCUUUAAUAGGUUCUACAGCAAACCCGCUGGUGCUUAAUUAUCUAAAACAUUCUCUUUGUGCCCAUUUGGUUUCAUAUUCCGCUGUCUUGAGACGUAUUUCUAAAUAUGAAUAUUUCGAAAGAAUCUAUUGUAUUACCUCUUUGUUGGAUUUCUUAAAUUCUAUUUUAGAUGGUGUUACAUGUCGUACAAAAACCGAAGAAUCUAUAUUGCCUGGUGCAAUUGUUUCAUUGGUCAAUUGGUUAAUGCAAAUAUUUGCUAUGGUCGCCACUAAUUACGAAAUAAAUCGUGAAAUUAAUGCCGAACAAUCGUAUAUGUUGGAUCAAUGCUGUGCGGUUAUAGAGAAAUUAGUUAAAAAUCAAUUUCUUUUAGCCAUACUCUAUGUGGGACGUCAAGAGGAUUUGGAAUAUUAUAGUAAAAUACGUGAAAAUUAUGCCACUAUUAAGACAUCUUUAACAAAUUCCAAUUUUACUCCUUCCCAUCCGGGCAUCGAGAAAUAUUUGCAACAGUUGGCCUAUAUAGAUGUGCAUCAUUUAGAAAUGAAAACUUUAGAUGUUAAACAAUUGCCAGAACCCAUUACCUAUUGUGUGCAGCCUUUAUUGGCGGUGGAAGUUUUAUUAAAUCCUUGCAAUGAUACCUCCUACUAUGUGGCUGAAAUGCAAAUGUUACAAAGGCUUAAGAAAUUCUCCAAUACUAGAUUGUUCUAUGAAAUUAUAAGGGCAGGUUUUGUUUCACUUAGCAAUGUGGUAGAAACCAGUCAUGACACCACCUGGGGUGCUUUUACUUUCUUUAAAGUACCACAAAUUAUUAAGCAAUUACAUGCUUUAAAUAGAGCUCCUGGUGAUCAAAAUCCGCCUGAUUUUAUACCCGAAGUAGUGGAAGCUUUAGAAAUGCUAUUGGAAGAUAAUCUUUUAUUAGAUUUUAUGGAUUCAAAAUGUUCUUGCAAUAUCAUAGAAUAUCUUUUAAACGAUUGGACUAAACAGCAUUUGGUUAAUGAUGCUCAUGUCAAACAUUUUGCUGCACAAAGAGAAGAGGUAUCCAUGCUGCUGCAAAAGCGUGAAACUGGCAAUCAUAUGCAGCCUUCGAUUAUAAAUUUCAUUAUAAGAGCUGAAGUGCCUUUAUCGGGCAUAUUAAAGACAUUAAGUGCAGAUUAUAAUAAAGUACAAGAAGCUCUAUUGGGUGUACUAUGUCAAGUGCUAGUGGGCAAUAGUUUUGAUUUAAUACUCUCUGUGGCUACGGUAGAAGGACGUUUGAAAACGUUUGUUUCACGCUUAAUACAAUGCAAUGAAAAUUCCAAACAAAUACCCGGUGAAGUGGGUAAAACUUCUAUAAUACGUUCUACUUUAUUCGAUGUUUCAUUUUUGAUGUUAACUUCUAUUGUACAAACAUAUGGCUCCGAGGCCUUAUUAUCGGAAAAUGGUGAUAGUUUCUUUGAGAAAUGGGUACGCAUUUGUAUGGUGGAACGUAAUAAACCUAAAAACUAUCACAAUAUGAUUGCUAUGUGUGAUGAAAAUAUUGUCGAUGAGCUGUUGUUGAGUUUUAGCAAGCCAGAGGCUCAAUUGAAAAAUUCCAAUAUAACUUGGCAGGAUAUUUGCUUGAAUUUGCCGGGUGUCAUUUAUCAUGUGUUAUUAGCUUGGGAAAAGGAAACUUUAUCCUCGGCUGAUGUUAAGAAUAUAUUGGAUAACAUUAAGAGACGCAUGUUCUCUUUUUCGGUUUGUGCUGCUUCGUUUUUAUGUGCUUAUAUGCAUUCGGUUAAAAAGGAUGAAUUUCUAAAACCCCUAAACAUGAUACAACAAUUCCUAUCUCCGCCCGGCAAUGAAGAAUUGUCAUCGCAAGAAAAUUUUAAAGAACGUUUAGGACUAUCUCUACAAAUUAUACGUAAAAUGCAAUAUGAUGUUCAUCCAACGGGCAAUCUAAAAUCACGCAAUGUUACACUAACACAAAAUCUAGUAUCACGCAAUCCUCUCAUCGAUCAAUUUAAAGAUGUAUGGAAUACAGUUGUAGAACAUGGUUGGGUACCGGUAAGAACAGCACAAAUAAUCGAAUCAUUGUUACAUGCAGGAGGACCUGCUUGGUUAUCAACACGUCUAGUUGAAGAAAUGCUUAAAUGUAAAUAUAAAAAGGACAUGAUGAAAACUAUGGAUAUAAUAUUUGCUAUAUUACAUUUGGAUAUUGAGAGAACCACAGAGGCUUUAUUAACAAAUGUCGUACCCUCUAUUAUACACAAUCGUCAGGGUGACGAUAUUAAUGAACCUCAAUCAUAUGUUUUGGCACGCUUAUGUGUCUAUUGUAUUAUAUCAGCCUUAGAGGCACGUUCACAAAAUUCUCCCACACAAAAGAAACGUACACGCUCUCAUGAUGGUGAUGAACAUGAUUUAAACGCUGCCAAAAUGCGUAAAAUAACAGCCGAUGGCUCCGAUAAUUCUUGCUCAAAUGAUUUUCUCUCCGAAAAUAGUCUACUCUUAAGCUCUUCGGUCUCACUCCACUCCAAUAGUCUGCGAGAAACUCCCGCUCAACUUAAGGAAUCUUUGCAAUCAGCAAUGCAAUACAUUUUCAAAGUAUUUCAACAAUUUGUUACCACAGAUGAGCUAUCACCGAAAAUCUAUUUUGUUUAUCAAUUUAUAACAUUACUAGUGGAGUGUGGUAAAGAGCGUGUGAGGCCAGUUUUAAAACUAUUGCCGCCUAAUUUGAUAAACAAUUUAAUUAAAGUCAUGUUGACGGAUGACAUUAAUGUGGGUUUGAUAACAAGACUUUAUGAUUUACGUGUUAUUAAUGGCCGUCAAAGUGCUGUUUCGGAUUUAUGUCUUUGGCGUAAUAUUAAAUUAAAACAACAAAGCAUACAAUUAUAAAUUUAAUAAAAAAAUUGCAUUCAUUCAAAAUACAUACAUAUAAAUAUUAUAAAUUGCUUUAAUAUUUUACUGCUUUAAUGUGUAAAUCUUAUGUUUUUAAAUCUAAAAAAAAAUAAAUUAAAAAAUGAUUUUUUAUAA
This is a messenger RNA of Lucilia cuprina (Australian sheep blowfly), 3245 nucleotides long. It is a transcript of the gene MED24, whose product is annotated as mediator of RNA polymerase II transcription subunit 24. Lineage: Eukaryota; Metazoa; Arthropoda; Insecta; Diptera; Calliphoridae. Gene Ontology annotation, cellular component: mediator complex. Bases 114 to 3107 code for a protein of 997 amino acids. The transcript is spliced from 12 exons. Gene Ontology annotation, molecular function: transcription coregulator activity. The record is from RefSeq and is a predicted model, not a curated record.